GCGCGAAUUGAAAGAGCUUGAAUUCCUCGGUAUUAUUCUCGAGGCGAACUAGUAUACUCGUAUACUCGUAUUUGAAUAUUGACCUUGCGAGAUGAUGCAACUUGCAUCCGUGCGCGGAAAGGAAGACGCGGAAACGCAUUCCACAUCGUCCCACCAAUGUAAUUCCGCUCUUGCGAUAUUAUGUUCACGGCGCAAUUAAAUUCACAAUCCAAUUCUGGCGUGUCGGUGACCUUUUCCCGUUUGGUUUCUACAGAAAUUCCAUGCCGGUUGAAUCGUUGACGUCGAAAGAUGGAGGGAAACCGGACUUCGCCGCGCGCCCGCGCCCGUGUGUCGUCCUCGCGGAUAAAUUUAGCCCUUUAACACGCGAUUUUAGAGCAUACUCGUCUGACCUUUUCGAAUACGAGUGUACCAUAGAAUUUCUGCGGAACGAGAGAAGAAGGGAAUUGGGACACGGGCUAAAAGAGACACUUCGACGCAUCUUCCGAAAGAAAUCGGAAUUCUGCAAAGAAAGAUAUUUUCAAAUAAUUGUCUCAACUAUACUGGACAUUUCAAUGUUGUAAACGCAAUACGUUUAUAAUGGCGGCCCCUUGUUUUCCAAAAAAAUCGCUCAAGUGCAAAUAUUAAAAAAAGUCAACGGUUAAAUGCCUGAUCGAGCAAGAUUAUCGACGCGUUAUCAGAGUAGCGCCACAAUAAAAAUAAGAGAGGGAGAAGUGAUACAGGUGGAAACAAUGUGUCGAUAUGUUCGUGUCAAUCCGGAAAGUAUCGACUACCAUUUGCCGGAAGUAAGAAUAGACUUGGAAAUGUCUGGUGAACUUCGCAGAACUGUUUUUUUUACAAAAAAAAAGACAUAGUCGAGAGAAUGGUUGUAAGUGUCAAUGUGAGUCUGUGUGAGUGCAAUGACAUAAUCCAGAAACGUUAAUUUGAAAAGUGCUAGAAACGGCGAGAUAUAUCUCGCGACAUGCACACGCACCACGCGUGAACAUUUCAAUUAGCACGGGCGUGUGUGCACGCUCGCUCGCUCGCGUGCGUCGCGAUCGCGAAGCGUGAUAAUUACGUCGUAUCAUUCUCCGUGGGAUGAAUGAACGUGAUCCGCGCAUUUUUUUCUCCCUCCUGGCUCGCGACGCAGGGAGAGAGAGAAGGAGAAGGAAAAAGAGAAGGGAGAGAGAAAAGGAGAGCGAAGUGAAGCGAACGAGGGCGGGGCGUGCGUGCUGGUGAAUCGAACGCGCUCGUCGGUCCGAUAAAAGCAACCACCCAUUGUGAUAUCGCCAAACACCAAAAGGAUCACGAGAUCGAGAUAAUUCAAUCGCAAUUCGACUUCUCGCGCGAGGAAGAUCGAAGCGGCGACUGUCAACCGUGAGAUCCGCGACGUAGCGUUGCGCACGUGGAUAGUGUCAAGAAGACACGAGGACGAACGCGAUCAUCUCGUCGAUCAUUCCGAUCGAGACAUUGUAAUUCGAAAAAGCAUACCACGGUGAACGUGUACCGUGCAUCGAAAUAAUCUUCGCGCAUCUCUUUUCUACCGUCGAUAUAAAUGAAAAAUCGUAGGCUUUGAAUUUCCAGUUUUACACGCGACUUUAUACGCGAAUAUUUCGUGUAUCAACGUAUUUUUCUCUGGUCUCCUAUGAUUACGGUGGGUCGUAAAAGCGAGUGGAAAGAGUAGAUUUUACGACGCGAAAUAGUAAGGUGCGAGCGUAGUCGGAAGAGAGAUAAGGAAGACAAGUACGAGGUGAUGUCGAAGGCUUUGACGUGACGCAGCGGUUUCCCUCCGUGAUGCGGAGAGAUAUGAUGUGGGAGGAUCGAACGAGCAAUAAGGUCGAGAGCAAUUGAACUCUCGACGCGUCGGUGGAUUUCGUCGUCGACGACGAGGGAGGACGACGCCGCUACAACAGUCGAUCAUGGAGAGGAAAAGCGGAGGUGAGGCGCGGCCGAAGAUCGAGAUCGUGCGCGUCUCGUCCAUCGAGCGGAGCAACUUCCGGCCGCUGGACGGGGUGCAGCUGCGCGCUACAUACAGCCACGUGCGAGUGGGCACUUACUGCCCGGAACCGGAAGCGGCCAGCGGACCGACCGCCGAGAACAAGCCGCCGAUCGAGCAGACGCGACGCUUCAAGAAAAACUUGGGACCAGUAUCAAGACUGCUGAGACGUCGUCAUCACGCGACAUGCCUUGCCACCAAAUCCUGUGAUAACAUUUAUAGCGUGAAUAGAAAUAGUAAUUCUCUGGAUUGGAGGGUCGGCCAGAACGUCAACGAGCAAGGUAAUCCAUUAACUGUGACUCAUAAAAUCAUUAACUGGGGGAGCUGACAAAUACUCAAUAGCAAUUGACUUCUUUUAAAUUUUACCGGACAAAAUUUUCCUCUCCUCAAUAUUU
This is a messenger RNA of Formica exsecta, 2367 nucleotides long. RefSeq lists its product as uncharacterized. The record is from RefSeq and is a predicted model, not a curated record. The coding region runs from base 1896 to 2300 and encodes 134 amino acids. The transcript is spliced from 3 exons. Lineage: Eukaryota; Metazoa; Arthropoda; Insecta; Hymenoptera; Formicidae.